Molecule: messenger RNA, 1536 nt
Organism: Xenopus laevis (African clawed frog)
Lineage: Eukaryota; Metazoa; Chordata; Amphibia; Anura; Pipidae
Gene: cd2bp2.S
Product: CD2 (cytoplasmic tail) binding protein 2 S homeolog
Exons: 7
Coding region: 150-1328 (392 amino acids)
Cellular component (GO): U5 snRNP; cytoplasm; nucleus
Source: RefSeq, a predicted model, not a curated record
UCAGUGUAAUGCACUAAUGAAAUUUACAAGCUGCCUACAACUUUAUCCGGCUGACUUCCGGGUUGCUUUCAUCACUUCCGGCGCGCCAGCGACAUCCAUCCGGUUGCGACGACGCGCGUCUCAUAGAGCGGUGCAGAGAAGCGACAAGGAUGUCUAAGAGGAAGGUCACUUUUGUGGAUGGGAUUGAAGAGGAGGAGGAUGAUCAACAGAAAAAAAGAAAGCUCCCGGAUGUAAUGGGAGGCCCAGGAAGUCGAUUUAAAGGGAAACAUUCUCUGGACAGUGAUGAGGAAGAUGAUGACGAGGAAACCAGCGAUGGACGUUCUGCAAAGUAUGACAUAUUAGCACCAGAAGAUGUUGAAGGACAAGAGAAUGCUACUCUGGAGUCGGAGGGUGGUGUGCCGAUUACUCCUUUUAACCUGAAUGAAGAAAUGGAGGAGGGGUAUUUUGACUCUGAGGGCAACUACUUUUUGCGUAAGGAGGAAGAGAUCCGGGACCACUGGCUUGAUAAUAUCGACUGGGUCCGUGUUAAGGAACGCACUGAACCUGCAGUUGCCACUGAUGAUUACUCUGAUUCUGAGGAGGGCAGGGCACCACUGAGCAAGAAGGUGCUACUGGAGGGAAUCUUGCAGUUGCUCCAUCCUGGGGAGACUGUGGCUAAAGGAAUCCAACGUCUUGGAGGGACAGGAGGCAAGAAGACAACUGGGGGCCACAAAGCAAGACAGAGGCAGAGCGCAGCAGUCAGGAGAGAGAAGAGAGGGACUAAGCAAGAAGGAGACAGAAAGCAGGAAGAUAAUACAGAGUCAAAAAUGGAUGAGGGAGAACAAGAAAGCGGGGAUAGAAGUGAAGAAGGAAAGGAAAGAGAGCAGGAUAAUGGCAAACAGGGAACUGCACAGAGUAGGGUGAUGGCUGAGGAACCAGAGGGAGAAAAUAAGUCAGAAGAUAGGCCAAAGCCCCUGGAGCUGCUCAUAUCUCUAGCAGAUCAGAUGGUGGCCCUUGGAGUCUAUGAGAUCUAUCAGGACACAUAUGAGAAGGUGUCAUACAGACUCAAGACCAUCGCUCCACCGGUUGAGCUGGACAUGUUUGCUGAUGAGGUGGAAGAGCAAACACUGGAGAAGGCAGCAGAGUCACAGUUAUCAGAUGACGUUAUGUGGGAGUACAAAUGGGAGAACAAAGAUGGAUUGGAAUUAUACGGCCCCUUCUCCAGCACACAGAUGCAGGAAUGGGUGGAUCAGGGCUAUUUCGCCGAGGGAGUUUAUUGCAGGCGAGUGAGCGGCUCUGAGGGUCAAUUCUACAACUCACACAGAAUAGACUUUGAGCUGUACAUGUGACAGUCACUCUCGCUGCCCUUCAUGUUCCACUGAGAUGCACUCCCCUGUGGGACACUCACACGAGAAGAGACCGCUGUGUGCUGCUGGUAUGUCUCUGAGUGCUGUGAGAAAGAAUAACCUUCCGGAGCUGACACUCUCGCUAAUCUGCUCUUACACAGGAUUAUUGUAGGGCUUCCGCUGUUUGUAAUAAAAUGUUUUAUUUCUCUUA